AUGAGUGGCGGCGGGUGGAAUACUAUCGAGUCUGACGCGGGCGUCUUCACAUCGCUCGUCGAGAGCCUCGGCGUAAAGGGCGUGCAGUUCGAGGAGCUGCUCACCCUCGAGGCGUGCGAGCUUGCGGCCCUGCAGCCGCUGCACGGCCUCAUCUUCCUCUUCAAGUACCCGACCGACAGGCCGUACGCGACGCCGGACGGGCCCCUCGACGGCUCCUUCGACCACGCCGCCUCGCAGGACAUGUUCUUCGCCGCGCAGACGAUCCAGAACGCGUGCGCCACGCAAGCCCUGCUCAGCGUCCUGCUCAACCAGGCCGACCAGGUCGACGUCGGGCCCCAGCUGCGCGAGUUCCGCGACUUCACCAUGGCCCUGCCCCCCGAGUUCCGCGGCGAGGCCUUGAGCAACUCGGACCUGAUCAGGGGGGUGCACAACAGCUUCGCCAGGAGCAGCCCCUUUGCCGACGAGACGCGCAGGACCGGCGAGGCGGAGGAUGCCUUCCACUUCAUCGCCUACACGCCCGUCCGAGGCGCCCUGUACGAGCUGGACGGCCUGCAGCCGGCGCCCAUCGCCCACGGGCCGUGCGACCGGGACUCGUUCCCCGCCAGGGUCGUCGAGGUCCUGCGCCGCCGCAUAGCCCGGUACGAGGCGACCGAGAUCCGCUUCAACCUGCUCGCCAUGUGCCGCGACCUGCGGGUUCGCGCGCGCGACUUUGGCGACCAUGACCUGCUGGCCAGGGAGGAGAGGAAGCGCCAAGAGUGGCACUUUGAGAAUGCCCUUCGGAGGCACAACUUUGUCGGCUUCGCCGGAGAGGUUCUCAAGGGCGUGGUCGCUGCCAAGCUCAGCCAGGGUGGGGAUGCCGCAGUCGACAGGUGGAUUGACCAGAGUCUGGAGCGGCGGGAAAGAGCCGAGGCGCCGUUUCAAGCAAAGGAUGAGGGAGACGUGGACACGAAAAUGGGGUCAUGA
Messenger RNA from Ustilaginoidea virens, 963 nucleotides. RefSeq lists its product as uncharacterized. The record is from RefSeq and is a predicted model, not a curated record. The transcript has 3 exons. The coding region runs from base 1 to 963 and encodes 320 amino acids. Gene Ontology annotation, cellular component: cytoplasm. Gene Ontology annotation, molecular function: cysteine-type deubiquitinase activity. NCBI's taxonomy places the organism in Eukaryota, Fungi, Ascomycota, Sordariomycetes, Hypocreales, Clavicipitaceae. Gene Ontology annotation, biological process: ubiquitin-dependent protein catabolic process; protein deubiquitination.